Colletotrichum lupini is the source of this 5973-nucleotide messenger RNA. RefSeq names its product CAP-Gly domain-containing protein. NCBI's taxonomy places the organism in Eukaryota, Fungi, Ascomycota, Sordariomycetes, Glomerellales, Glomerellaceae. The coding region runs from base 1 to 5973 and encodes 1990 amino acids. Gene Ontology annotation, cellular component: spindle; microtubule associated complex; spindle pole body. The transcript has 5 exons. Gene Ontology annotation, biological process: establishment of mitotic spindle orientation; nuclear migration involved in conjugation with cellular fusion. The record is from RefSeq and is a predicted model, not a curated record.
AUGACAGAUGUGGUCUCUACGCCUCGGCCACGGCGGUCAACCUCUUCCUCUGGUGGCAUCUCUGCCCAUUCGGCCAUGGAACGAAGAGCGAGCCAGGAGACGGACGAGGGACCAAACUCUGCAGGCUCUGCUGGCAGUCGCGCGAGCAGAAAGCGCGUUACGUCCAUUGAUAUCGAGGAAGCGAACACCUCUAAAGUGAGAAACCUCAGCUUGGAGACCAGACCGAUGAGUAGCCAGAGCGGCAAGGAUACCAUCUGUCUCUGCACGCCCGGACUCAAGAUCCCAAGGCCUCGCAACCCCUUCAUACUGUAUAGACAACACCACCAGGCUACCGUCUCCAGCGAAUUCCCAGGCCUUUCCAACCCAGAUAUAUCCAAAAUCAUAGGACAGCGGUGGAAAUCACAGGACCCGCGAGAGAAGGAAAUUUGGAGGCAACUUGGAGAAGAGGAGAAGAGACGGCACGCGGAAGACUACCCAGAUUACCGCUAUCGGCCUCGUCGGGGUAGAUCUAGGAGUCAAACAGGAUCGUCAGCCUCGACUAAUCCAGGACGGUGCCCCAACUGUGGUGGCAGAUUCAUCGCAACGCCGAGAACGCCGUCAACACCAGCAGGCACACCGACAGUCGCAAAACCAAAAAUGCAGCCGCAUCACCCGAGCGAGGCUCGCAGCGGGGACAGCGAUCACCUUCGGCGUGCUUUACCUGGAGAGAAACAGCCCUACCAACACCAACACAACAACUUGCGGGACGUGGAAGAAGGAUACGAACCAAUGUCGCCAUCCCCCGAGCUCAAACGACGCCGAAUCAACCCCUCUACGGGAUAUUACCAGGCAGUUCCUUCAUCCGGUCCAUACACAGGCCAUCCUCUAUCGAGGCAGCCUAGGUCAUCGGUGAGUAUGCCUCCUACGCCGCCUAUCGCCGGCUACGGGCCUUUGCCCGGUCCAUCAUCACUCGCGAGGCCCGGGUAUAGUAACAUGGCGCCCCCUCCUCCACGACCGCCCCAUCCGGCGAACGCGGGGCCAAGCCGCGGCCCGGGCUACGAUGAGAGUCUUCGACUGCCGCCCCUCCAGACCCAGUCGUCUCCGCCAAUCAACAGAGACAACGAUAUAAGCGACCGCCCGAGUGCACACCCAAUGACUGGCAUGGGCAUCGCAAACCCGAGAGAUAGAUAUGCUCAAAGCCUCGAGGCCAUGAUCAUGACGAUUCCUUUCUGGAGCAAGCUGAAAGUCCUGCAAAAGAUCAGCCCGACCUUGGCUCCGCCGGAACCGGCCAGUCCUGAAAUCGAGAUUCGCGGCGCAGUCGUUGCCGUUGAAGGGGCUGAUCCUCGACAGCUAGAGCAGGUGGGAACGGCAGUGCAUCGGUCUCUCCUCGGCUUGAGCGAGAUUGAUCUGAAGACGUGGAGCGAGGGACCGAGUACGCCGUUGUCUGGCCUGUCGGCCGAAGAUGACGCAAGGAUGAACGACACGGCCUCUGCUGGCGGCAGCAGCAGGAAGAGCAGCCAUUCGCAGCCCAACUUACACGCCUCGGAGCUGUUCUCUAACUAUAUGGAGAGCAUCCUGAAGUGGCAUGUGAAGUCGCGAGAGAUCAUCAAACACGUCUCCACUAAGCCGACUUUCGCAUCGAAUCCGCCUCCGCUCACGAGGCGGGCAUCGGAGGGGGAGGGUGUCGGGUCUCGACAUAGUUCGAUAUCGGUACCCAGCAAAACACCAGUUGCGCUGCUCCCCGCGGGAUUCAGUUUGACUCUAUCAGACAAGUACGCUUGCACAUUGCCCAUCUAUGAUUGCUAUGCCCCAAUCGACCAUUGGCAAUGGGUAUCGACUUUGUGGAGGGGAAUCAUUGGACCGGACCUUGUCAUCUACGUCAAGUCAGUGACUGAGGAGGAAAUCACUCACGCAGGUGCAGUUGAGUUCCGAGGCCACGGUGUGAUGGUGUUUAGUCGCAGGUGCCGCAGCAGCAGCAGCAAGCUCCAAGCUCCAGCGCGUUUAUCCGAUUGGGACGCGCUCCCGAUGGCCCCCUGGGUGACAUCCAAACACAACACUCACAACCGCGGAACAAUGUCGGAGCUCGCAGUUGGCCAGACGGUACGUCUAUCAGACGGCCGGACUGGCAUCGUUCGCUUCGCCGGUGGAACGCACUUCGCUAGCGGUGAUUGGGUGGGCAUUGAGCUUGAGGAUGAUAGCGGGAAGAACGAUGGCAGCGUUCAGGGCGAGCGAUACUUUGACUGUGCCCUUGGGCAUGGCAUGUUUGUGCGCCCGACGACAUUGGCCAUCAUCGCCCAGGCGCCUGCUCCGGCGGCGAAGCCAGCAGCUCGCAGGCCUAGCCGGCCGAGCAGCUCCAAUCCUGGCGCUGGGAGGACGACCAGCGACACGGGUUUGACCAAGAGGAUGAGUCUGAAUGCGCCGAGUCCUAGUCCGGGACCUAAGGUGUCCCGGCCGGGGAGUACAUUGAGGCUCGGAUCAGCAACAUCGAGUACCGCGCCAUCGCGAACUACCACACCGUCCAAUACACGUACACCAGCCACAGCUGCCAAAACGCGGCCAAGCGUGGGAACCUCUCGCAGCUCCAUGGGACCUCCACCGAUACCCGCCAAUAGAACCACGAGACAACCCUCGACAUCUUCAGCUCCCACACGGCCCACCCCAGGAAGACCUAAUAGUGGUCGACUUUCCAUCUCUGGACGGACUGCGGGUUCUGCGAGAAGGCCCUCCGCGGACAUGGGAGCUGGGAAGAACGCCGACAGCGGCGAAGACGCAGGUGCCACGUCUCCCAACAAAGAUGGCGAGACAAGCCCCGUGAGAGCAAGGACAAAGGCUUUGGAGAAGCUCACAUCAGGCUCCGCGUCUACAACGCCUACAAGCUCAACAAAACCAGCGACAACCGCCCGUUCUACACCAAAUGCCGCCGCUGCGAAUAGAGAGAUAGAGGACCUCAAGGCCAAGCUGAAAGUGCUUGAGAGAAAGAGAUUGGAGGACAGAGAGAAGUUGAAGCAAUUGGACCAGGUCCAAGGCGAGCGGGACAGAUUCCAGUCGAUCAUAGAAAAGUUGCAGGCGAAAUAUCAGCCUCAGCAAAGCGAGAACAAUGAGUUGCGAAAACAAUUAAAGGAGGCAGAGGAGAGGUUCGAAUUCAUUGAAUCAAUGCAGAUGGAGCAUGAGACCGCCUUGGAGCUGGCCACAUUGGACCGUGAGAUGGCUGAAGAGACGGCCGAGGUUCUUAAGGUUGAACUUGAGGCUCUGAAGCAGAAGUCGGAAGAGCUUGAGCUCGAAGUGGAAAUUCUCCGCGAAGAGAAUGCGGAAUUCGGCCAGGGUAUGUCAGCGGAAGACCGAGCCAGCACCGGAUGGCUGCAGAUGGAGAGGACGAACGAGCGGCUCCGCGAAGCUCUCCUGCGAUUGCGCGACUUGACUCAGCAACAAGAGGAGGAGCUCAAGGACCAAAUCAAGACUUUGGAGGAUGAUCUCCAAGAAUUUGGCACCGUUAAGGAGCAGUUUGAUGCGGCGAAAGAAAAGUUGGCCCAAUCCGAGGCUGCAGUUGAGGAUCUUCGGCAACAACUCGAUAAUGCUUUGGGCGCUGAAGAUAUGAUCGAGGACCUCACUGAGCGUAACAUGAGCAUGUCUGAGCAAAUCGAAGAACUCAAGGCCGUCAUCGAAGAUCUCGAAAACCUAAAGGAGAUCAACGACGAGCUGGAGAUCAACCACGUCCAGAACGAAAAGGAGAUGCAAGAGGACCUCGACUUCAAGGACAGCGUCAUCACGGAGCAGGCGCGACGGGCGGGCGAGCAAGAGGAGGCCCUGGAGGACAUGGAAUACACCCUGUCCCGCUUCAGAGGACUGGUCACAAGCUUGCAGAGCGACCUCGAGGACAUGCGGGCGUCACAUGCUGUGACCGAGACGGAAUCCGAGCAGCUUAACAGCAAGUCUCGCGCUAUGAUGGACCUGAACAUGAAGCUCCAGAUCUCCGCCUCCAAGGCCCAAGUCAAGACGAUCGACCUCGAGCUACGACGACUGGAGGCUCAGGAGGCCGAGCAACACUUGGAGAUUGUCAAGAUGUUCUUGCCUGAUACCUACAAGGAGGACCAAGACUCUGUGCUUGCUCUGCUGAGGUUUAGGAGAUUGGCCUUCAAGGCCGAGCUCCUGCAGUCGUUCAUCAAGGAGCGUGUCAACGGCCAACCUCAUCCUGGCCACGAGGACGACGUCUUUGCUGGCUGCGAUGCUAUUGACAAACUUACAUGGGUCGCUUCUAUGUGCGAGCGCUUCACUAACGCCAUCAGCCACUGCUCGAUUGAACAGUUCCAGCGGUUCCAGAAUGCCUUGUUUGAGCUGGAGCCAGUGGAGCGGGCGCUGAACGGAUGGAUCGACGGCUUGCGACGAGAUGACCUCAAGGAGCAGAAGUGUGCGGACGAACUCCAGCGCACGAUUGCGCUUAUGUCCCAUCUCGCUGAAGUUCACCUCACCAACGAGCUGCCCGACUUUGCCGAGGACACGUACAUGCAGACUGUCGUCAUGCAGAGCCAUCUUGAGUCUGCCGGAGCCACCUUUGCUGCUUUGCGUGGAAUGGUCCAGAGAGUUGUGCCCCCCGAGUCUGAAGACGAUGAGAUGGCGCAGCACUUUAGCAAGAAAUCCGAGUUUGUCGUUGCUCAGACCCGGAGUGCCAAGGUUAUUGCUGGAAAGGCUGUGCGGGCCCUGCAAGAUCUCAAGUCUCGCUCGCUGGCGUUGCCGCAAGAGACCAAGGAGUCCUUUGAGCAGUGCCAGGAUGCCACUCAACAGCUGGCAGCGUUGGCUCGUGAGAUUGGCUCCGACUUGCAUACGCUCCUACACGAGGAAGGCCGUAACGAGCCCUUUACGUACCGCGAAGUCCAGGAUACAAUCUCCAAGGCCACCACCAAGGUCACCAUGUCGAGCGAGUCCGACCUCUUCUCAACGUACCUGUCUAGGCUUCGUACUCUUACCAGCCAGAUCUCAGACCUGGCCGCACUUAGCGCAGAUUUGUCCCAGACGCAAGAGUUUGAAGUCAGCCCCGCACCGUGGAAGCUUCGUUCCCAGGAGCUCAAGGCCAUCAAGACAAUCCCCGUCGAUGCGGAGGAGGAGAUGCGCCGCCUUAAGGAGGAGCACAACGAAGCCCGCGUGGCGAUUGCGCAGCGCGACGAGAAUCUCAGCACGGCCAACCUCAAGAUUGAGACCCUCGAGUCGAGGAUGAAGGAUGCUAAUGCCAAGGCUUCCCGCAUUGAGGAUCUCGAGGCGCAGAUCGAGGCUGCGAAGCAAAAGGCUGCUAGUCUCAAGGAAGACAUUGAUAAGCAAGACCGCGAGCUCAAGACACUGGAGACGGACCGCGACAAGUGGAAAAAGAUUGCCGGCGACAGCAAGGCUUUCGCGGACGGCGCCGGUGCAGCGGGCGCCAAGGCCGGCCAGGAGCGGGCGGUUGCUACGGCGCGCGAGAUGGAUGCUCUCAAAAGCGAGAUUGCGAGCCUGCAGGCUGCCGUGCGAUACCUUCGCGAGGACAACAGGCGCGCCAGGACGACGGAGCAGCACAACUACGACUGGCUGGCGGAGCCGCUCACCAAGUCACCUUCCGUCGUGGAACAGCGCCGCGCCCUCGUCGUGGCGGAGGGCAAGGAUGUUCUCAGCGAGCUGGUCAAGUUCACAACGUCGGCCCGCGUAUACGACCUUGCUUCCCUGCCGGAGGACAAGCUCGCGUGGAAGCCAGCGCGCAGCACGCCGCAGUACCACGCGGCCAAGCAGAGGGAGGACCUCGCGGCGUGGAACAGCUGGCGGAACUCGGUGCUCAAGAAGUCCGAGGUCGUGCUAGGGCGCAAGGAUGGGGCGGCGGCGGAGAAGAGGCAGAUGAUGAAGAGCGUGGCGGCGAGAUUGCAGAUUCGUUUGCCGGACGCGGACGGCAAGAUGGUGCCCGGCGGCGGGAGGGAUGUGCAGAUUGUGGGAUCGCGCGAGUGGGAGGGGAUACAGGGCCGACUGGCGGCAGUAUGA